AUGGCGUCGUCAGAAAAUAGCAGCUACACCAAGAAGGACAUUGGGGUGUUGUCGCCGCCGAGCUUCUGCGUCACGGAGGUCGUUCAACAUGACGCGGCGUUCAAGGCGUUUGACUGCUACGCAGUCGCGUUUGUCUGCGGCCAGGUGUACUGCUACGGCGAGAAAAGCGAGGACUCUAGCAAGAAGGAGGCAGUGAUGAUUUACGACUACCAGGAAAACAUUUUCAAGCUCUCCGAGUCUGACGCUUUCGGCGACAAGAAGAGCCGCCCCAACGGGCGCGAAGGCGCGACCUUUGUUCGGCGCCUGCCGAAGAAAGGCGUCACAGACUCUGCGUUGGGCGUCGUGACCCUCUUUGGAGGCGACAACCCCACGUCGGGGAAGACAGAUCGCGUGUGGAAUUUCGAUCCGACUGACCGGUCCUGGAGCGAAGUCGCGACAGGCGGCGCCAGCCCGACUGCGCGCUCAGGCCACGCGGCAUGCGCGAGUGAAGACCUCACGAAGAUGUACGUUUCUGGCGGGGUAGACACGCAGGGCGUUGUCAAGGCAGACGUGUGCGUUCUCAACGAAGAGGACGUGUGGGAUUCGCUGCCGACCGAGGGCCCGGCGACGCUGCCCGCGCGCUGUCACCACACCAUGGUUGCGGGGAGUCCGCCGCACUCGCAGAAGGAAUCGCUUUUGGUCUUUGGAGGCGACUUGACGGGGAGCGGGUCGGCGACUAACGAGCUGUGGAUCUACCGCUCCACUCAGAAAAAGUGGGCAAAGGUGACUGACGCGAGCGGGACGCCCCCGCGGGCGCGCAUGAGGCACUCGGCGUCCGUUGCGCACAACCGCAUGUGGAUUUGCGGCGGCGAGUCGCGCGACUGGCUGGGCACGACGCGAUUCAAGGAUCUCUACGGGUACGACCUCGUGCUCAACUACUGGUUCCUCUGCGACGUCGCGCUCGCGAAGCCGCGCGACGAGCUCCUCUCCGUCGUGUUUGGUCCAAUCGCCAUUUCGCCGUCGACCCGCUCGGUGCUGAUUUUCGGGAAGAGCAUUGAGCCACACGGCACGUCGCAGUCCAGGGUGUGGCGGGCGACUCCGCUGUGCACGUACGCCUCGCUUACUCAAGUGACGAACCACAGCCGCAGCAUCCACUCGGUACUGCGAGACGUGUUGACUUCCAACGAACAAGCCAGCGAGACGCUCUCCCGAGCUAACACAGUCAUGCUCCGCGUUCAGGAGCAAGUUGACACGCUGGUCAAGCACGUAAAGACAACGGCUGAGCGCUUGGAAGUCCACAAAAAAUCGGCUGUCGAAGUUGGCGACCCCAUCAAAGCCGCGCAGGACGACUUGCUGACGCGCACAGACGAACUGGAGCGCAGCGUGAGCAUCCUCCCUGUCUUCGAAGAGCGUCUGGCCGCCAUCGAGGGACGCAUCGAGGACAUCAAGGCCCAGCUGAAGAAGAAAGCCUCGAAAACCGCCGUAGCCAUCCUACAGCAGUCUCUGCACAUAAACAAGAAAAAGAAGAACGGGUCUUCGUCGAGCGACGACUCCGGAAGCAGCUCCGGCGACGACAGCGGCAGCUCUUCAGACUGA
This is a messenger RNA of Besnoitia besnoiti, 1575 nucleotides long. Its product is annotated as kelch repeat-containing protein. The record is from RefSeq and is a predicted model, not a curated record. The transcript has a single exon. The coding region runs from base 1 to 1575 and encodes 524 amino acids. NCBI's taxonomy places the organism in Eukaryota, Apicomplexa, Conoidasida, Eucoccidiorida, Sarcocystidae. Gene Ontology annotation, molecular function: protein binding.